Molecule: messenger RNA, 1251 nt
Organism: Trichophyton benhamiae CBS 112371
Lineage: Eukaryota; Fungi; Ascomycota; Eurotiomycetes; Onygenales; Arthrodermataceae
Exons: 2
Coding region: 1-1251 (416 amino acids)
Biological process (GO): proteolysis
Molecular function (GO): serine-type endopeptidase activity
Source: RefSeq, a predicted model, not a curated record
AUGUCUAUCCUCAAGAUGAUGUUGAUCUACUUUGCCAUCUUCUGGGUAGUUAACGCAGCCCAGCUACUUGAUAUCGACUCCCAAGGCGUCAUCCCAGGCGCGUACAUCGUUGUCAUGAAGGACCGUGUCUCUUCUCUUGAAUUUUCCUCUCAUGUCCGUUGGCUGAAGAGAACUCACCGUCGGAACCUGGCCAAGCGUGCUACUCCCUUUACUGAAGGUCUCGGUGCCACCUGGGACAUUGCUGGAUGGCAGGCCUACAGCGGCAGUUUUGACGAAGACACCGUUCAGGAGAUCCUGAACCACGAGAACGUCGAGUUCGUCGAGCCAAACAAAGAGAUGCAAGUUGCCUCUACUAUCAAGCAAGGAAAUGUCACUUGGGGACUUUCCCGUAUCUCUCACAAGGAGAACUCCAGCCAUGACUACGUGUCUACCUAUGGAGAGGGCGAGAAUAUUACCUUCUAUGGGAUUGACAGCGGUAUUGAUAUCAAUCAAGCUGACUUCACUGGCCGUGCUCGCUGGGGUAUCAAUCUCGCUGACCAUGUAGAUACCGACUGUAACGGCCACGGAACUCAUACUGCAGGCACCGUUGCAGGCCAGAAGUUUGGUAUCCUCAAGAAAGCGUCCAUCGUUUCUAUCAAAAUUCUUGACUGUUAUGGCUAUGGUGAUAUAACCAGAUACAUCAACGGACUUAACUGGGCUAUCAAUGAUGCCAAAGAACGCGGCCUCCUUGGCAAGUCUGUCAUGAAUAUAAGCCUCAAAACAAGACGCUCUAGAGCCGUGAACGAGGCUACAGUACGUGCACAAGAAGCAGGGAUUUUUAUCGCUGUUGCUGCUGGUAACCAAGCUACGAGCGCCGAGUUUUAUUCACCUGGCUCAGCCCCAGAAGUCUGUACGGUGGGUGCAAGUACCAGAAAUGACACCAAAGCAAUCUUUUCCAACUACGGAGAACUCGGUAUGUCUUGGUCCUGCAUUCUUUUCUAUACUACAGGAACUAACGUUAAUCAUACAGUCGAUCUGUUCGCGCCUGGAGAGUACAUCCGCUCUACCUUACCUCAUAAUCUCACCGGACUCAUGUCUGGAACUUCGAUGGCAACUCCUCAUGUCUGCGGUGUUGGGGGACUUAUUAUGGCUACCGAGGGUCUUGCUCCUGAGAAAGUUUGCGACCGUCUCAAAGAGCUUGCCAAUCCAACUAUCCAGAACCCUGGAUUCAAUACCACCAACAAGCUUCUUUACAACGGCAGCGGGGCAUAA